Messenger RNA from Zalophus californianus (California sea lion), 3476 nucleotides. It is a transcript of the gene ZNF598, whose product is annotated as zinc finger protein 598, E3 ubiquitin ligase. Gene Ontology annotation, biological process: protein ubiquitination; rescue of stalled cytosolic ribosome. The coding region runs from base 27 to 2783 and encodes 918 amino acids. The record is from RefSeq and is a predicted model, not a curated record. The transcript has 11 exons. Lineage: Eukaryota; Metazoa; Chordata; Mammalia; Carnivora; Otariidae. Gene Ontology annotation, molecular function: ubiquitin protein ligase activity; ribosome binding.
GGCCGGAGGGGGCCGCAGCACGGACCAUGGCGGCGGCGGCGGCGGCAGUGACGGUGGCGGCGGGCGCCGAGGGGCGGCGCGCGGCCCUGGAGGCGGCGGCGGUGCCCGAGCGGGGCGGCGGGAGCUGCGUGCUGUGCUGCGGGGACCUGGAGGCUACGGCGCUGGGCCGCUGCGACCACCCGGUGUGCUACCGCUGUUCCACCAAGAUGCGGGUGCUGUGCGAGCAGCGUUACUGCGCCGUGUGCCGCGAGGAGCUGCGCCAGGUGGUCUUUGGGAAGAAGCUUCCUGCCUUUGCCACAAUCCCCCUCCACCAGCUGCAGCACGAGAAAAAAUAUGACAUCUACUUUGCCGAUGGAAAAGUUUUUGCCUUGUACAGGCAGCUGCUUCAGCACGAGUGCCCACAGUGCCCUGAACUGCCGCCGUUCGGCCUCUUCGGGGACCUGGAGCAGCACAUGCGGAAGCAGCACGAGCUCUUCUGCUGCAAGCUGUGCCUCAAGCACCUCAAGAUCUUCACCUAUGAGCGCAAAUGGUACUCACGCAAGGACCUGGCGCGGCACCGCAUGCAGGGGGACCCCGAUGACACGUCACACCGCGGGCAUCCGCUCUGCAAGUUCUGUGAUGAGCGCUACCUGGACAACGAUGAGCUGCUCAAACACCUGCGCCGCGACCACUACUUCUGCCACUUUUGUGACUCCGAUGGAGCCCAGGACUACUACAGCGACUACGCCUACCUGCGCGAGCACUUCCGGGAGAAGCACUUCCUGUGUGAGGAGGGCCGCUGCAGCACGGAGCAGUUCACCCACGCCUUCCGCACCGAGAUCGACCUCAAGGCCCACAGGACAGCCUGCCAUAGCCGGAGCCGUGCCGAGGCCCGCCAGAACCGCCAGAUUGACCUGCAGUUCAGCUACGCACCCCGGCACUCGCGCCGCAGCGAGGGGGUCGUCGGGGGUGAGGACUACGAGGAGGUGGACAGGUACAACCGUCAGGGCCGUGCCGGCCGGGCCAGUGGUCGCGGAGCCCAGCAGAGCCGUCGAGGAAGCUGGAGGUACAAGAGGGAAGAAGAGGACCGGGAAGUGGCAGCUGCCAUCCGGGCCUCGGUGGCCGUGCCGCAGCUGCAGCAGGAGACGCGCAGGAGUGAGGACCGGGAGGAGGGCGGCAGGGCCAAGAAGGAGGAGGCAGGGCUGCGGGUGCUCGAGGAGCUCCGCGGCCCCCGGCGCCUGCCCCGGACUCAGGGCGAGGGAGCAGGCCUCAAGGAAGCCUCGCCCAACGGUCCUGUAAGCCCAGAGGGCCUCCUGGCAACCGGCCAGGCCACAGGGGCCACGCCUCCAAGCACCCUCCCACCUCCCACUUCGAAGCUCAAGGAUGAAGACUUCCCCAGCCUCUGCGCCUCUGCGUCCUCCUCUGCCUCGUGCUCUGCUGCGGCAGCUCUGGGCCCCGUGGGGCUGGCACUGGCGUACCCCAUCCCUGCCCGGGGCAGGAGCACCUUCCAGGAGGAUGACUUCCCUGCCCUGGUGUCCUCCGCCUCCAAGCCCAGCGCUGCCCCCACCAGCCUUAUUUCCGCCUGGAACAGCAGCGGCAGCAAGAAGGUGGUGCAUCCCACCUCGGGGGCCCAGGCUGCUGGUGGGAGCGGCCAGCCCCCCAGGAAGGCUGGCAAGGCAGGCAAGGGCAGCAAGAAGGGCGCGCUGCCACCGUCGGAGGAGGAGGAAGAGGAGGAGGCCGGCCGUGCCGGCCUCACUGCCCAGGAGCUACGGAGCGUGCCCACCACGGUAGCCGUCUCCUCCCUGUUGGCGCUGGCCUCCACCCAGACCCUCCCCAAGGUUGGCAAGAAGAAGAAGGUGGGCUCGGAGAAGCCGGCUGCCACCUCACCGCCCCCACAGCCUCCUGACAAAGAUGGGCCCCCUGGGGCCGAGCAGGCCCCCACCACGACCGCCGGCAGAGCCGAGGGGCCCGUUGCCCUCAUCGUCAAUGGACACACAGAGGGGCCGGCCCCAGCUCGGAGCACGCCCAAGGAACCUCCUGGGCUCCCGCGGCCCCUGGGGCCCCCCGCCUGCCCCACACCCCAAGAAGACUUCCCAGCACUCGGAGUCCCCUGCCCACCCAGGAUGCCCCCUCCCCCAGGCUUCAAUGCUGUGGUGCUCCUGAAGGGCACCCCACCCCCGCCUCCGCCCGGCCUGGUGCCACCCGUCAGCAAGCCACCCCCUGGCUUCUCGGGCCUCCUGCCCAGCCCCCACCCAGCCUGUGUCCCCAGUACUGCCACCGCCACGAAAGCGCCCAGACUGACACCUGCGCCACAGGUCUACCUGGUGCCCGAGAACUUCCGGGAGAGGAACCUUCAGCUCAUCCAGUCCAUCAAGGACUUCCUGCAGAGUGACGAGGCCCGCUUUGGCAAGUUCAAGAGCCACUCGGGGGAGUUCAGACAGGUCAGCCAGGCAGGGGUGUGGGGGGCCAGCACGGCCACUGUGGGGGCUCAGGCCCGGGCUGGGCAUGACUGGGUUUGGCUCUGGGUGGCAGGGCGUGAUCUCCGCAGCCCAGUAUUACAAGAGCUGCCGCGACCUGCUUGGGGAGAACUUCCAGAAGAUUUUCAACGAGCUGCUGGUGCUCCUGCCCGACACGGCCAAGCAGCAGGAGCUGCUGUCCGCACACACGCACUUCCGGGGCCGGGAGAGGCCUCCUGGCACCAAGGCCAAGAAGAACAGGAAGAGCGCGUGGCAGGCCAGCACCCGGCCGGCGGGCCUGGACUGCUGCGUGUGCCCCACCUGCCAGCAGGUGCUCGCGCACGGUGAUGUCAGUGGCCACCAGGCACUGCACGCCGCCCAGGACAACGACUUCCCGUCCCUGCAAGCCAUCGCCAGGAUCCUCACGUAGCCCCCCCAGCAUGGGCAGGAGCUGCCACACCCACAAGCCUCCUUCCUCCUCCCUCCUUCCCGGCUGCCCUGCAGCCAGGUAAGGCCCUGCUGAGGCCGCCGCUCAGGCCCCUCCGCCGGCCAGCCCGCCUGGGGUCGCCAGGAAGGCCCACCCACCCUGUCCGCACACCAUCACAUAGGAGUCCAUCCAGUUUCCUCCUGGGAGGUGGGCAAAGACCCCUGCCUCCGUGCUGGGCUGGUCUGGGUUUGUGUUUUCCUGCUUUGGAAGGUGCGAGGGGAGGGAAGGGCCGGGACGCAGGAACCUGUCCAUGCUGUCAGAGCUGGUGGCAACAGCGGGCCCCCUCCAGGCCCCCUGAGCCCGAGGGCUACAGCGCCGCCGCCCCCCAAGCCAGAAGCUGCGGGGCCACCGGGGCCGGAGUCAGAUGUUGAGCGUGUUGUGUAAACAGUUGGCUAUUUCGUGAUUCAAGAACGUUCAGGAUUAAAAGCAGACACGAAAUUGUGCUACUUGAAGUUGAAUCCUUGUAUGAGACAAGCUGAAUCUGGGAUCUCAAAUUGACUCUGACCUUUUAUAAGACCGUGUAUCUUCAAAUAAAUUUAUUUUGCAAUAAUGCA